CACGACACAUGCAGUCUUUUGCACGGCUGCAUGAUAACUCGAUUACUAGGCAAUAACGACCUGAAUGCAACGGGAGGCUAUGGCUUCCGCCAGAUUUUCAUCGUCAUCGUCACGGAAGAGGCUCGGCACUUACGGAAGCUGCGACGAGGCGCGGAAGGUGCUAUCAGAGGAAGCUGCAACUGCAACACUGCUAUCUGGCGCCGGCUCUCAAAGCGAUGUCAACUCUCCCCCUUUAUCCCCGGUAUGACAAUUAUCGUAUUUGGUUGUUUUGGACCCCAGAGCAUCUUGUCUACUACGCUUGAUACGCCAGCCGCCGCCCUCGUGAUGCUUGCUCGCUCGGGGAGUGAUGCAGGCAACCGGCUUCGACGAUCCAAAUCCACCUCGACUGUUCAGCGGCAGAUAGUCACCAUUCCCGAGCCCCUAGACUAUCCCGCACUUGCCCAGCAGCAUGCUCUAGCCGCUGCCACCACCGCCUUCGCUCGAGCACACGACAACGCGGCCAUGGACCGGCUGAACAUUGGCACCUCUCAUCUGGAUCGGACCAAGAGCACUUCUAGCCGCAAAUCCAUCUCCUCUCAGGGCAGUCACUUCCCCCCUCGCGGCUCGAGCUUUCGAUCUACGCACAAUGCGCAUCGCCAGCAGACGUCGAACGUGCAGCGCCAAAGCCAGGGAGCCAUGCCGAUUGAGUCCUUCCCAGCAUUCUACCCGACUCCUGCCGUCGAACGUCCUCACUCUGCCCAGCCGUCCAUCUUGUUAAACGAGAACAUGCGCCCGGGUUCGCAGCUCAACUCUCAACGACGAAGUGCCGCUUCUUCCAUCACUUCUCAGCAAAUCCGCAAAGCAAGAUCAAUGUAUUAUGCGAGUAGUGUUCAAACGGGAUCACCCAUCGCUCGUCCUCCUACCAAGUAUCUCGUCAACCCUCCCCUCGCAAAUAUGAUACCUGAUCCGCUAGCGCCAGUUUCGGCAACACACAAUCGCCCUCUGACUCCAUUGCCUAUGGCCACUUCGCGAGCCCCGCAGAUACCCGUUGAAAUUGCACCUGGCGAAACUAUUGACAGGGCGAGAGACAAGUAUCUGCAAACAUUUCAGCAACGGCAAACAAAGCACAAGCCGUCUCUAUUCCUGGCCCCUUUCAAGAAGAGGCAGGAAAAGACCAAAUCAAAAGACAGGCCGGUAUCUGCUGGUCUAGUAUCCGUUUCGUCGGUCUGGAGGCAGAAUCCCGGAGAAAUACUGCUCGAGUCACUUGACGACUUUGGCAUGCCGAAGCAGAAGAAGGAGAAAAGGUCGUUCUCUGGCUCCAUCAAAAAUAAGAUCAAAAAGGUCUUUCGGCGUACUUCUCAUUCGUCGACAGAGGCGCCUGCUCAACAUGCCAAUACAAGCCGGGACUAUUCUAGCUAUAUGCCAGCCCAGCGCGAGUCUUCGUAUAUUCCCGAACCCAACUUUGAGAUACCCAGCCCCGACGACUUGACUUUGACGCGUAUGAGGUCACGUACGCCAGCACUGGAGCGCGCACCAUCGCCCUUCGUCCGAGCUGUAUCCCGGGGCAGCAAUACGAGUGGGGGCAGCACUCGUAGUCUGCAUAGCGAGCAAAAUCUCACACAUACAUCGUCUCGUGUAACUAGCUGGAACGAUUCAUCAGCUAGUGGUACUCUCACACAGCGCGAAAUCAAGCGUCUAACAGUAAUUCAUGAGGCGAAAGAUAGCAUUGGAAGUGAUGCUGACGGCACACUCAUUGCCUCCCCCAAAGAGAAGGUACUUCCCCCUCCAGCCUCCGGGGCUUUUACGCAACCAGCGCUGGUGGAAAGUCUGUUGGACACAUCGUCGACCCCGGUUGACCCGAAGCGUGUUUUCUCGACCUUAAUGAAAGAAAUUGAUGCUUCGAAGCCUUUGCCGGUUUCUACUACAACUUCCGACGGCUCGCCUAGUACAGAAAGCGAUAUUUUCGAAUCGAGUGCGACCAAGGAGCUCCAUGUUGUCGCACAGAGGGACGUGCACUCCAGUGGAAGCAGAAGCUUCCGUCCUAGCAUGAGUAGCGACCAGCCUUUCCAACGGCCAGCUACUGCCAAAAGCAAAUCGAGCUCCAUCAGAUCGUUCAGUAAGAUACUCCGUUCUACGAUCCGCACUGUUACGCCCAGCGAGCGUAAAGUAUCCGACAAACCCGAGCGCACGGAAAGUAUACGUGGGGCGGUUCGGGUCCCACGACCGAGUACGGCCACUUCUUCUGAAAGUGACGCUUCCCAGGGUAUUGACCAAGUAGUCAAUCUUGCUGCUAUGCGUGGCAAUCCACUCAGUCAUUCCUGUUCGCAAACAAUCACGCAUGAGCCCCAAACUUCGAGGCCGUCAGCGGAACAGAUCCAUCGACGAAUCGCGAGGUCCAAAGAUCGCUGGAAAUCUCAAUUGGAUGAGCACAUGCCCAAUCGUACACUCUACGACGAACAUCAACCUUACGAGCACUCCAAAACCAUUGCACAAACUAUCACCGUUACUCCCAAGUCUACUAACAGCAUUCAUCUGCCCAUGGAAAAGGUAGGUGACUCUCAGAAAUCAAGCCAGGAGCAAGUUACACCUGUCCAUGCAUCCCAAAAAUCACCUACAUCACGACAGCUCUUAUCUCCCUUAUCACCAAGCGUCUACUCUCGCAACACAGAUGGCAUGAGUAUACUGCCCAACGAUAGUAUAUUGUCUUUCGAAGAAGCCAGAGGCAGCGAGGGAGGUUCGGCUAUCAUUUCGCAUAGUCGCUCAGUGAGAAGCUACGCAAUCGGAACCCCCUCACCCCAGCGUGCCAGUGACUCGACCCAUUCGAGCAGAGACUGGAAAGCUUGGCUUUCACAUGAAGUUUCGGAGCUCACCGCUAGUUCCAGUGAAGAUAUCGCCAUUAACGAAAGCUACGUUCCUUCGACUGGACACCAACGUGAACUCACACAAAUUGAUGACGACAGCAUGACAGUAGUGAGGGCAUCUAUGGAUAUGCCGACCCCACGUCAAGACCCAAUCCGUAGUGUAAACACCUCCAGUUCAUUCGGAGAUCGAAAGAUACCUUUCAAACAAAAUGACCACCCUGCUAGCGACCGUGAACCACCCGCUACUCCAGGAACAGCGAAUUUACCUGCGAAAAGUCUCACACUCAUUACUAAGACACUAUCGCCCGUACAUAGCGGAAACUCGUCAGGAUCUGCUUCUCCCAGUGGCAGUACACCGAGGUCGUCCAGAAUGAAUGAACGGUUCCCCUUCAUUGAAACCGGUCGUCGCUCUAGCAGUUUUAGUGCUAGAAUGUCUCGCAUCGCCGGGACCCCUCCUGAUGGUAGUCCAGGGUCAUCGAUGAAAUCCAAAGCCGGCACGCCACCAUCAAGGAUCUACACCGAUAUAUCAGCCCCUGGAAGCAACAGAACAAUUGUGCACGAGUCGCAAUCACGACCCUCUAAGCCCGGGGAGCCUGCAAACAUUUCAACAACGUGCAAGGAGAAUCUGACUCCCACCUCAUCCAAACUCAAAUUUGGAGAUCUGCCCUCAACUCCAAAGGUUCAAUUUUCGCCAGCGAACAUGUCGCGCCCCAGGUCUAUGUUGCCGCUAUCGUCUGCCACAAUCAAUCGGAACCCAUCACCGGUCGCGAAGUAUACAGUCAACCAGAUGGAAACCCCCAAAUCGAGCCCACUCUCCACUUUAGCCAUUGAUCCCCUGCGACGGCGGUUAAAGACAACAUUGAGCCCUGCCUCGCCAGAGAAAGCAGUUCUUCGCCCCAAGAGCGCGUUCGAUCUACGCAGCAUGAAGUCCUCUGUUGUGCUCACACCUACAAAACUCAACAAUCAAGUUGCUCCUACUAAUAUUGAGUCCAAGAACUUGGAGCCAACUAAACCUGUCGCUGAUGGAGAGAAACCGAGUGGUCACAGGCGAGCCACAUAUCGCGUCAGUGCAAUUGACAACGAGACUCUCCGCAUGCUCAUCGAGUCUCCCUGGGCAGUCUCCGGCGCGCCUUCGCCGCGGACCUCGCUCGAUGCGACUUCGCAGGCCUUGCUUCCACGUUCCAAACGCCCGACCUUGAAGGGACCAUCUGCUUUAGCUUUGAACAAGGAGCCGAGUCCUGGGGCCGAAGGGCGGAUCAUCGAUACAUUGCUUGACACUCAAGUAACGCCUCUUGACUUUGGUGGUGAUGGCGGAAGAGCUACAGCAGGACAACGGAUGGCGGAGAGAUUUCUCAGAGAGAGAAGUGUAGGGAGAGGGAAUGACUUUGAAGAUAAAGGUACCAGUCCACGGGAGGGCAGCUUGAAGAGCGAGGGGCAAGGAGGGGGGAAAUUGGAGAGAGAGGAUACACCUGCUUUUCUUUGA
This is a messenger RNA of Periconia digitata, 4323 nucleotides long. The record is from the annotation of a GenBank genome assembly. Lineage: Eukaryota; Fungi; Ascomycota; Dothideomycetes; Pleosporales; Periconiaceae.